AUGAAAAAGAUGUUUCAAGAAAAUGAAGAACUAAGAAAAAAUUUAAAAUACUUUGUUGAAAGUUAGAAGUAGGUCCUAAGAUGGCCUUAAAUUGCCUAAUAAUUGGAAACGCUUCAUGAUAUAAAGAUUGAUAUACCAUAUGAAUUAAAAUAGAUUUAUUAGGAUUAUUGUUGUCCCAAACCAGAAAUAGAAUCAAAUAAUUUAUAAAUUUUGAUGCAAACUAUAAUUGAAUGUCGAUGUGAUAUGUCAUCUACACUUGAAAAGUUUGUUGAAAGAAGUGGUAUUAAGUAUUCUAAUUUAUAUUACUAUUAGAAUUUCAUGCUAUUUAUUAACUAGUAGAGCUUAAUAAAUCUUUAAAAAAGCUAUAGAAAAAGGAAUAAUGGUAUUUGUAAGGAAUAAAACAGAAUAAAAAAAAAGAUUAACUAAUUUUCCAAAAGCAAAUAUUGUUAGACUUAUUAAAUGUUUAGAUUUAAAGCCAAAUAAUGAUCAUAGUAGGAUGGUUCUUGAAGCAGCUAAUUGUCUAAAAGAAUUAUUAUUAGCAUAUUCUUUAAAUAAGGAUAAGGAUCGUUCAGUUUAUUAUGAAGAAAUAAAGGAAAAGAUGAAUAAAAAUUAAUUCUUUCGAACUCUUUUAUGUUUAUCAUUUCUUGAUGAUUUACGUAUGAUAAGUUAAAAUUUAAUAACAUAAGAUAAAUAAUUAUUGCCCGAUUAUUUUUUAUAAGAUACAAUAGAUAAAAAUAAAGGAUUGGAAGUUUAUUAGUUUUUAUAUGUAUCAGAUAUGUAGAUGAAAUAUUAAAUGUAUAAUGAUUCAAAAGACUUACAAUAAGAUUAAGAAUUUAAGUAUUAUGUAGAGGAAUAUUAAUAUAAUAAAUUUAAGAAGCUUUCAAAGGAAUUGAUUUAAGAGAAACCAAUGAAAAGAAGUAUACAGACAGUAAGAGGGAAGAUUAUUACAAAUACUAAAUAUUAUCCAAGCAAAAAGACUAUAAAAUUUAAUAAAGACUUAAAUAAAAAUUUUGAUGAUUAAGAGGAUGAUUCUGCAGGAUGUUAUAGAGUAGAUAUUCCUUUAUUUAAGUAAAAUUGA
This is a messenger RNA of Paramecium sonneborni, 1078 nucleotides long. Lineage: Eukaryota; Ciliophora; Oligohymenophorea; Peniculida; Parameciidae. The record is from the annotation of a GenBank genome assembly.